CGCAGCAAUGAUUCGUCAACUUAAAUGAAGCUUUUCCACGCGCUGUGCAUAUCCGCAUUCUCUUCUGUCUUUUCCUCUUUCUUUUUCAUUUCGUCUCAUUCGUAACACGAUGCCCACAAUAUCGGCUUUGAAAGAGAGAUACGCUUUUGCUACGACCCUUGAGGAACGCCAAGACGCCAUCCGACAACACGCUGUCACUGGCACCGACGAAUGGUACUACUAUCGGGGUCUGACAUUACUGGCGCAGCUGCAAGAAACUGUGUCAAGCGUGGCGCCACGCCAGCCAACCGAAGCCGAAUCUGAGCUUGUUGCCGAAAUACGGAGCUUGCUCCACCAAUACAGCCGGUUGAACAACAGGGUGUCGACCAGUAACAACUACCGCAAGCUCAACGCACGGUUCCAUUUGUUGCUUUAUCCGCUGGACUCGUCCACGACAACGACUUACAUCCGAGAUCAGCUUCAUCUGGUAAGUGAUGAUACUGAGGACCCGCACCAGCAGCCACCACAAGAAGAAGAGGCUGGGUCGCCCAAGCCAACGCGUCGCGUUAAGCCAGGAGACUUUGACCCUUCUAUCCUGGAACCUGCUACCGUUCUCGAUCGAGCACUCGCGCGUAGCGACCGCAUUGAGGCAUUACUCGCUUUUCCUUGCCUCCGAGACGAGUACGAGAUGGAAAAAGAGCAACAAGUUCUGCAUGAGCUGCUUUCGUCUCCGCACUCGGAUACGCGUGAUCAAUGCGACAUUGUGCAGCGUUUGGCUCGGUUCCUUGACAAGUAUAGCGACUAUUCCGUCACACAGUUUCAAGUAGACAACCUGACUAUCGAGCAAAUGGAGCGAUUGAUGCAAACACAGCAGCGCCAUGAGCUUAUCGAAAUGUACAUUGGCAAACUGGGCAAGGACGUUGACCGUGUGUGGUCUUUUGUGAAGGCAUUGCCCGACAGCUACAACGGGCUCAAAUACUUGAUUCUCUUCCACAAGAUAAAGGAUGCCACCAUCCACGGUCAGUUCGAAGAUCAUGCAUUGUUCGAGUCUUAUUGGAGAGUGCGCAGUGGGCGCCGUGACAACUGGCGCUUCAAGGAAUUUCCAUCGCCAAGUCCCCAAGCGCAUGAAGAGCUGGUCACUGCUUAUUUGGCAGGCGCAUUGGCCAAGAACCCCGAACUCAGACUGCAGCACUUUGAUAGCUAUGAAACAGAGCUUAAACACAAGCAUGCCAGCAUUUUAUUGACGCGCGUCCCUUCUGCUCAGUCACAAGAACAUUGGCGCGACGUUCUUGGAGCUGCAGUCUACCGCAAUCUCGUUGACAAGUCCGAACUCGGAUUUGGUUACUCAACUCUCCAUGCCAAGGAAACCUCAACCACACUGCAAGUCGUGGUCAAAAAUAUCCCUCAUGUCAGCAUCCGUGUCUUUGCCAUUGACCUGCAACAAUACUGGCGCCUCCAUCCGAGCGCAACUUCGAUCAAGGUAGACAGCGUUGACGGACUUUGUCCGACCUGGGAAAAAGAGAUGGAUUUCAGCAAGCAUCCUGCUAUUCAGACUGUGGAAAAUACCAUUGACUUGGAAAAACUGGCUCCUGAAGUGUUUGCCAGCCGUGGCGCGUGGGUGGUGGACUUUGUUGGUGGGCGUGAGAGUUGCCGCGCUAUUAUCCAAAAGGGUCGUCUACGACACAUCUGCAAGGAUACUUCUGCUGGUCAUUUGUUCCGUAUCCUUGAUGAAAAGAACGCCCCUGUAGAUGCCAAGAUAUUGUAUCGCAAUGAGUAUUACGAGGUCAAUGAAGACCACAACAUCCUGAUUCCAUACAGAUCCAAGAUUGACGAUGCUGGUGCAGAGGCCCAAAUGCUUAUUUUGCACGACGAGUUUUGUGAGCCUUUGCGAUUCACAUGCAAGCAAGAGGAUUAUACGCUCGACAUAAACUGUUACGUGAACCCAGAAAGCCUUGUACCCAACCGACAAACCAAGGUCGUUGUUAACCCACGCUUGACCAUUUACGAUGAGCCUGUACCGCUGCAUAUGCUAGAGUCCGUCAGCUUUACCGUUGACGCGACAAACAGUCGUGGUGUAAAGAGCACGUUUACUCAGCACGUGGCAGCAACAAGCCCGUCUAUGGAGUUUGAAUUCACUGUGCCAAACUCAUUGAGCUCGUUAGCUUUUCGUCUUCGCGGUCAAGUCCAGUCUGCCGAUGGCACAUCAACCCACGACGUCGACGCAACACAUGCCACAGAGUUUACUUCUAUGGGAGCAAUGGCUAGUGCAUAUCUACGAGCGGAUGCUGAUGGCUAUUUCAUACAAGUGCUCGGCAAGAAUGGUGAGCCUCAAAGGAAUACCGAUGUCCAUCUUGAAAUGACCCAUACAUUGCUGUCGUUCACUCCAGUUGAGCAGAAGUUGCGAACAAACGACAAGGGCACUGUCCGUCUGGGCAAGCUUGAUAACGUCUCACAAGUGAUAAUUACGGCGCCAGUGCGUAAAGUAUGGCAGCUUCUCGUCCCCACCCCUCAGACACCUUCUCGUAUGAAUCAACAAGCAGACCAGCCUUUCAAGAUUCCUGGUGAAUUCGUGUAUUGUGCCCUAUUUCAGCUGCUGGAUAGUGAAAGCGUCAACAUUAUCCACGACUGUACUAGCAAGGUGGCAGUGCAUGAUACCUACAUCGAUGUUCAAGGUCUGCCAGAAGGUGCAUAUCAAUUUCAUUUGGCAUCAAAGGGACGUAGUAUCAUGCAGUUGGAGUGCAUCAUCAUUGCCUCGGACGGACAACAGGCAACAAAGAGUGGUCACUGGUCUGAUUGGGUGCUCGGCAAGGAAGCGUAUGCGCAAACAAGCUCUCGCAAGCCACUCUACAUCGAUGAUGUUCAAGUGAGCGAGAAUCAAGUCAUUGUGAACCUUAACAGUACCGGAUCGUCAAAGGCAGCGACACGUGCCAUCGUUACAGCAAGUGCGUUUGUGUCUGAGCAAGGCACAGCCGUUGCUAGGUUGCUCCGCAGUUUACCAGCACGCCAGUUUUUGAAAGCGCCUCUGGAUACCGAGGCCACGUUCUUGACUGGUCGCAAGCUUAGUGAAGAAUUUCAGUACGUCCUUAACCGUGCACGCACUGAGAAAUGGUUGGGUAGCACUUUGACAAAGCCAUCGGUCUUGAUGUAUCCUGACGAACGUCGAACGACGACCACACAAGACCGAAAUUUGGAGAAGGACCGCACAUUUACUUCCAAACGAGAGCGGCAUCUUGAAAACGCUAGUUACAAGACAGUUGCAAGAAAUUUAGCAAGUUACGCAAAUACUAACUUUGCCGAAGCAACCAACGAUCUCACUUUUCUCAACCACCGCUGCCCGUCACUUAUUGUCACACCAGACGAGCAAGGCCAAAUUGCCAUUGACCGAGAAAAAUUGGGUGAUGGCAACAUUUUACAUAUUGCCGUACAGCACGGCGAGCAAGUUUUGAUCUAUCAGCGUAUUCUUGACGGUGCUCCACUGGACCUUAAACUCAAUGACCUUUCACAGCAAGGCAACUCAGACAUCCUAUACGUCCGAACCAAGGCUGUCGCCGAGCUCUUGCCGCAGCAGCAACUCACGCUCGACCUGAACCAUGAAUGGGAAGUCGUCGAUUCUUUUGAGAAAGUGUUUACCCUCUUUGAAAACAUGUCGAACGUUUCCCUUGGGCAUGUAGACUUUUUGAAGCGCUGGUCCAAGUUCACUGAUGAAGAGAAGCUUAAAAAGCACGACGAUAUGGCAUGCCAUGAGCUCAAUCUUUGGAUCAAGUUCAAGGACGUGAACUUCUUUGCCAAGCACAUUAGACCAUACCUCGAGUCAAAGUUGUUCAAGACUUUCAUGGACUACUAUCUUCUUGAUGAUCGUACCAGUUUGCAAUCGUAUGCAGACUCGAUCAAUCUAUAUGAGGAACUGUCCGUUUAUGAAAAGGCACUGCUGGCGAAAAAGAUACCCGAACUUCUCCCUGUAACUCUGCAAGCAUUUUUGGACACAUAUACUCCGAAGUCAGAUGCCAACUUUGACGCUGUCUUGGCAGGAAGCACUCUUCAACAACCGGGAAUGCCCCUAGGUGCCCCUCCACCACCGCCACCUGGAAGCAAUUAUGGUCUGGACUCAUCGAUGUAUGAGCAAGGCGAGCAGCUGAACACCCUUCGAGCUACGCCGCGUCACGCAAUGAUGGCUGCAAGACCUGCUGCGUUCCCACAAUCUGGAUUUGGUAGAUCUUUAGAUGCUUCGGUUACUCCUCAGGCUUUUGGAGCACAACAGCAGCAACAACAACCUGUGCUCAUGGCUUCUGCUUCUGUUCAAGUUUCUGCGGAAGACGAGGAAGACUCUGAUGAGGAUAUGGGUUUUGGUCUGUUUAAUGGUGUAUCUGGCAGUGAAGGACAAAAUUCUGACGAUAAUCUUGAUGAAUUUGAACCAGAAGACGAAGCUGGCGACGACGAAGAAGACGCCCUCCGAGAAGCAUUACGACAGCGCCAGGGCAAAAAGUUACCAUUCAGAUUUACAAAGCCAACCAAAGAAUGGGCCGAAAAGGGCUAUUAUCAGUCUGCACGAUAUGGACAGCCGGUGGAAGUGAACCGGUUUUGGAUCGACUACUUGGAGUCUGAUGCGCAAGGACAAUUCCUUUCCGGGAACUUUAUUUAUGCCAUAAACAGCUUCACGGAAAUUAUGUUCGCACUAGCGCUGUCUGAUUUGCCGUUCAAGUCCCAGUGGAAGCAAGAAUCCGACAUCCCCAACAACAAGCUUGUGAUUACGGUGGAGACCCCUUGCCUUGUUUUUUAUCGUCAGCUUAAGGAGGCGCAAAACACCCCACCUGCUAACCCGAGCGUUCUCCUCGGACAAAACUUUUUCUUGAACAAGGACAAUGUUAAUGCUAACCAGGAUGAGCUUGACAUGGUUGAUCCAGCCGAUUUGGAGCCGGCUACAGAGUAUGGCUGGCACGUUGCUAUCAGUAACGUAUCGUCCAAGCGAUCCGAUAUCGAAGUGACACUCCAGGUUCCUGUCGGAUCGAUUCCUACCGGUGAUACGCCCUACUGCCAAUCACGCACGCUCCAGCUCCAGCCUUACUCUACCUGGCAGUCUGUUGUUGGAAGCUUCUACUUCCCAUCGUGUGGUGAAUUCGGUCAAUUCCCCGUCACCGUUUCUUGCUCCUCGUUGCUGGCUGGUGCGACUUCUCCGUUGAAGCUUCAUGUGAAAACACCGGAUACGGUGUCAGCAUCCUCUUCUUGGACAGCUUUAGCAAGCAGUGGUGCAGAUGACCAGGUCAUGACACAUUUGCUCCAGGCUAACCUCGAAAAGGUUGAUUUGGGCUUGCUGCGCUGGCGCCUGGGUAAUCCAGAGUUUGCUCGCAAGGUUAUUGAUACGCUACGCUACCGCCGGUUCUAUUCGAUCGCAGUAUGGCAGUAUGCUCUGCAUCACAGAUUUCCCGAAGCCAUCAGGGAGCUACUUGAAAAUGAAAAGAGUCUACUCGGUCUAUGUGGCACGGCCUUUGAAUCGCCACUCGUUUCAUCUCCGACACACUUCAUCGAACAUCCAACCUUGGUCGAAUAUGCCCCUGCUAUCCCAGCGCGUCAGCACCAGCUGGGAGCUUUGCCAGAGAUCCGUAACAGCGAAAUGUACAGAUCGUACACAGCGUUCCUCGACAUACUCGCUGAAAAGCGCCAGGCUAACAACGAAGAUCUAUUGAUCCUAACAGUCUACUUAAUCCUCCAAGAGCGGCUUGGCGAGGCACGAAAAAUGUAUCAACGCAUCCACCCAGCAGCAGCAACGAUUCAACAUGACUAUCUUGGUGCGUACCUGGAAACCCGUGUACGUGCUGAUCUAGUUGAUGCGACGACCUUGGAUCUUAGUGGUGUGCGCGAGAUCGCUGAAAAGUAUAUCCACUGCAGCCAGCUUAAAUGGCGCAAGAUGUUUGCAAGCCUUCGCGACUUUGUCGACGAAGUGGAACGACAGCAGCACAGCAAUAACAAGGAUGACCAGGACUCAGUCAUGCCAGAGCGACAACAAGCACAAGCGAUUCUCACUGAGCCAGUUUUGGACUUUGAUCUCGAGCAAAAUGAGCUUGUACUCCACUACUCCAAGGUGAAACAAGUUGAAAUCCGGUACUACAAGACGGACGUGGAGGCCAUGUUCUCUCAUAACCCAUUCAAUCGAUCAUCGGAUGCUGGUUGGGUCAAGCCGCACGUGAUACAGAAGAUCGAUCUGAACGCGAGUGAUAGUGAUGAAGUUGAAGAACAGUUGGAGCCUUAUGAAGUGAUUGGUGUCGGUAAAGCCAAUAUCAAGACGCGUCGUAUCUCUUUGCCAGGUGAUAUCACCCAUGCAAUUGUUCAAAUUAAUGGGGGCGGAUUAAAACGUCGUAAGCCGUACUUUUCUCACUCGCUGUUGGUCCACCUUGUCGAGUCCUACGGUAUGGUGCGUGUUGCGGACAAGGCCUCGAGACGACCUAUCGCCGGUACCUACGUCAAAGUUUAUGCACGUCUCAAGGAAAGCCAAGCUGUGGAGUUUUGGAAAGAUGGCUACACUGGUUUGAAUGGUGUGUUUGAUUAUGUCAAUGUCACCGAGGCCAGCUUGGAGAAACUGCAAAAGGUGGAUAAGUUUAGCUUGCUUGUUUCUUCAGUUAAAAACGGAGCAGUUGUGGAGGAGGUAUAUCCACCUUCCAGCUGCUGAACAUCGUGCUUUACCCCUUUCGUUCCCUCUCUCUUGUUAUUUUCCAGCCCAACCAGUUGAAUACAAAGCGGACUAAUAAAGACAGUUGGGAUUUGUGAUAUUGCGUUUUA
Molecule: messenger RNA, 6750 nt
Organism: Zychaea mexicana
Lineage: Eukaryota; Fungi; Mucoromycota; Mucoromycetes; Mucorales; Lichtheimiaceae
Exons: 7
Coding region: 110-6640 (2176 amino acids)
Source: RefSeq, a predicted model, not a curated record